AUGGCGCAGCCGCAAUCCGCCCUGAUUUGCACGUUGAGUAAGCCAGUGGUGCAGAAUCAUGAUGAUGCACGUGCAUUGGUCGACGAAGCAAUGGAAGGCAAAGAGAAUUUGAUCUUCAAGGCUCGCCGUGAAUCCUGGAAAUCCAUCUACCUAUGCUUGACGGUGCCGACGACUGACAAAGAGUUCAAUGCCAUCGUCACGAAGUUGAAGGAAGCGUUCACGGCAGUGCAUGUCGUUGAAGGUGCCGAGUUUGAAGCGCGGAAGAAAGGGGACCAGGAUUUGCGGGCGAAACGGUGCCGACAGAUGGAGCACUUGCAGGCUGUUGAUUUAUCUCUUGUUGAUCGGCUCUUGAAGCUUCGAGGGGAGUCUGGAUCACAGAAAUCUCGUCGAACGGAUGCGUCGAAGAUUGCGACCUUGGCAUCCCGUUUGAGUGCAGUGCAGUGUGCAGGUUUGCGUGUGAAAGACUUGGAGGUGCAGCCAACUGAUAAGGCAGACGGAGAGGUCUGA
Messenger RNA from Cladocopium goreaui, 507 nucleotides. NCBI's taxonomy places the organism in Eukaryota, Dinophyceae, Suessiales, Symbiodiniaceae. The record is from the annotation of a GenBank genome assembly.